AUGCCACCACACCAAGCCAACGGAUUGCCAGCAGGGCACGAGGCUGAUGACUACUUCCAUACGAAUCCACCGCCCAAAGCAUUGUCGAGUCACCAAUCGUUGGCGCGGGAGUUCAUCCAGUAUCACUUAGAGAAUUCACCCAGACGGAAAGUUGUUCUGGUCACCUCAGGAGGCACCACUGUGCCUCUAGAGAACCAGACAGUGCGCUUCAUAGAUAACUUCUCGGCAGGCACCCGUGGAGCGACGUCCGCCGAAUAUUUCCUACAAGAAGGAUACGCCGUCAUCUUCCUCCACAGACAAUUCAGUCUUCUGCCGUACUCUCGACACUACAGUCACAGCACCAAUUGCUUCCUCGACUUCAUGGAUGAGGCCGAAGAUGGGCGAGUCAUAGUCCGCAAGGAAUACCAGGACAAGAUGCGGCGAGUUCUGCAGCAGUAUCACCAUGCGAAGGAUAAUCGGCUCCUGCUACUGCUCCCUUUCACGACGGUUACUGAUUACCUCUUCGAGCUGCGCAGUCUUGCUGUCAUCAUGCAACCGCUGGGUAACCGGGCGUUAUUUUACUUGGCCGCGGCCGUGUCCGACUUCUUUAUCCCGCGAGAACGGAUGGAAGAGCACAAAAUUCAGUCUCGCGACAACGACGCUGGAGGCCAAGGGUCAGGGGCCAGUAGGCAACUGGUCGUCAACCUUGACCCGGUUCCCAAAUUCCUAAGCACCCUGGUGCAGUCCUGGGCCCCGAAAGGCAGCAUGAUUGUUAGCUUCAAGCUCGAAACCAACCCGAGCCUCCUGGUCAGCAAAGCGGAACAAGCCCUGAAACGAUACCACCAUGACCUGGUCAUCGGCAAUCUCUUGAGCACCCGCAAGUGGGAGGUGGUCUUUGUGACUUCAGAUGGCGAAGAAAGGUGGAUCCGAGUUCCGAAAGCACGGAGAUCCAAGAGUAUUUCGGGAGUCGAAGAGUUGGUCGGAAAGGCCGAACGCAAGCAUGGAAUGGAACACGUUGACCUUGAGGGGGGGACGGUCACCGAGGGCAUGGAAAUCGAAAGCCUGAUCGUGCCCGAGUUGGCGCUGAUGCAUACCAAAAGGAUGGAACAGCAGUCUUGA
Capronia coronata CBS 617.96 is the source of this 1098-nucleotide messenger RNA. RefSeq lists its product as uncharacterized. The record is from RefSeq and is a predicted model, not a curated record. Gene Ontology annotation, molecular function: phosphopantothenate--cysteine ligase activity. The transcript has a single exon. Gene Ontology annotation, cellular component: cytoplasm; nucleus. The coding region runs from base 1 to 1098 and encodes 365 amino acids. NCBI's taxonomy places the organism in Eukaryota, Fungi, Ascomycota, Eurotiomycetes, Chaetothyriales, Herpotrichiellaceae. Gene Ontology annotation, biological process: coenzyme A biosynthetic process.